Messenger RNA from Rangifer tarandus platyrhynchus (Svalbard reindeer), 155 nucleotides. The record is from the annotation of a GenBank genome assembly. Lineage: Eukaryota; Metazoa; Chordata; Mammalia; Artiodactyla; Cervidae.
GUGCGGGCCGUGCGCCAGACCUCAGAGCCAGCUCUGGUCUCUGUGGGGCAGCGGCUUGACGCACCCGGGCGCCCGGCAGCCUCUUCUCUGUGCGACAACGCCCCCGCCCCCGCUGCCCCCAGACAGGAAAGCCCUGAAGCCCCAGGCCAGCUCCG